UGUAGGUGAGUUAUAAAAAUAAAACGGGGAAGAAAGCACGUGGACGCGAGCAGCUGAAAUCAAUAAAUCAACUGAUUGAUGCUCUGAAUCGGGUCUGAUCGGGAUACGGAGCAGCGCGCGCUCUCUCUGUUUAAGGACCGCCUCGCGAGCGACGGGACACUGGCCAAUACGAUCCAAAAGUCACGGAAAUCUUUGUGUAGCGAGAGUUUCCACGCGUGAAAAUGAUCCAAGAGGGGGAAUAAUCCGAGAGCACGCGAGAGAAACAAAGAGAGGGAGAGAGAGAUCACUGAUGAUGAUGAUGAGGAGGAGGAGGAUGAUGGUGGUGGCCUAGAAACAUCAGGAAUUCCUCGUUCCGCUCGACUGGAUCCCAAGACGAUGGGGGAAUUUACGCAUUGCAAAGAAAAGGGACUCGCUUUUCUCCUCCGCGCACCCCGGCUUUACUUUUGACUUCGAGGAUGCGUUGAAGUGUCCCAGUCCGAGAGUCACUGGCUCACGUGAAAAGGAACAGCGGCUCUGCGCAUUAAUGCGUGUGUGCGCGAGCGCGUACGCGUGCUCUCCCGUGACCGAUGGCACUGGAAUCCGUGCGCAACGGCUAUGUGCGCACUUGUGUCACUCCCGUGGAGCAGGACUGCUGGCACUCGUGCUUGGCUCUCGUGUGGAGCCGUAGGAGCCUGUCCUCGGCCGUGUGCGUCGCCUCGCUGUCCGUGCUGCUCGCGCUGCUAGCUCAGUCCGCGGACUGGGACGCGGAGCGCGCACACGCGCACUCCAGCUCUCACUUGGUGACGCUCGUGGAGCUCGUGUGGCAGCUGCUCUCGCCCGUCUUCACGCUCGUGUGUGCCUUCUUCUGGGUGGGUGUGUAUCUGCUCCGCUGCGGGGUGCUCAUCCGCACGGCCGUGUUCCUGCUCACCGUGUGCCAUCUGGGCGAAGCAGCGGCGCAGUCGCUGUUGGAUGCGCAGCAGCUGUACUCGUUCACGGCCACCGCGCUGGUGCUGCUCGCCUGCCUGGCCAGCGGGGCGCUCAUGGUGGUGCGGCUGGGUCAGGGCAUCUCCGUGCUCCUCUUCAUCAGCGUCAUCAGGACCGUAUCGCUGCUGUCGCUGCAGAAGGUGCGCGCCAGCUGGAGACCCUACCUGGCGUACCUGCUCGGGGUGCUGGGGGUCCUGUUGGCGAGGUAUGCGGACAGGCUGCUGCCGGAGCAGGGCGCAUCACACCGGGAGGGAUCGAGGGGAGAUAUUCCGGUAUUUAAGAGGCGCAGGAGGUCCAGCUCCGUAGUCUCGUCAGACAUGGCACAGCACGGCCAGCCCAGGAGCAAGUCUCACAGGCGGACAUCGCUGCCCUGUUUGCAGAGAGACCAGAUGCUCCCACAGCAAGAAUGGGACCACAAAAGAGGCGCCCGAGGAUCUCAGCCAUCCGGCCUAAUGCAAUCUUCGGGCACCAGUGUGACGGUGGACAUCGCGGUGAUGGGCGAGGCCCACGGACUGAUCUCAGAUCUGCUGGCUGACCCCUCCCUCCCACCGAACACCUGCAGCACCCUGCGGGCCGUCAGUAACCUGCUCAGCACCCAGUUCACCUUCCAGCCGCUGCACCACCGGCCGCGCCUGAGCCCCCUGCUGGCCUUCAGCGAUGGACACGCCUGCUCCGACUCAGAGGAGGUGCCGGAGAAAGGAGAGAGGCUGGCCAUCUCAAAGCGUUUGAGGCGGAGUUUGCAUCCGGGGCUUUUGAGACGGAUUUCUUCCCCGUGGACCACCACCACCUCAGCCACGGGCCUGCCCACCCUCGAACCCGGGCCGGUCAGAUGGGACCGCAGUGCCAGCAUCAAAGCACCUCAUGAUGGCCCUUCCAGCAGUUUGGUGAACAGUGAUUCAUGGAACAACUCGGUUAUGCUCGGCCUUUCCAAGAGCAGGUCCAUGUCUGCUUCAUACGCUGCCUCCUCCGCCACCAACCACAUCUAUAGCAAGAGCCGAAGAGGUUACCCUUCUUCCAACAUCUCACCUCUGGCUUCACCCUGCAACUCCCCUCCAGUCCAGGGCACUCCGCUCACUAGCCCCACCAACAAAAGCCCUUCAGUGGAGCUGCCGGACACAGAGCUUCCGCCGGGCGACGGCUCGCCACCACGGAGCCCCCACAAAGCCUUAACCCACAGUCAGAGCGCCCCCAUCUCCAGCACCUCACAAUGGGUGCCGCCUCCACUUUGUAGCAGCUGUGGAAGACCGUACGGUAAACUGAGACACGUGGAAGGAUCCAUAGAUGCUGGAGAUCGAACCCAACAGUCAGACGAGCCGCUGAUAAUGUCGUCAGACUAUGAGACCAACCACAGUGACCGCAGCGACUUUGCACUGAACGAGGAAGACGGAGAGGGUCGCAUGAAAGCCUGCGGGACGUUCCCGUCUCCGGCGCUCGCACUGGCUGCUCUCAUCCCACCAGAGGAUAAGCCCAUCUUGGCCCCGGAGCCGCUGGUGAUGGAGGGCCUGGAGCCCCUCAUGAGUCAGAUCAACAACUGGAACUUCCCCAUCUUCAGUCUGGUGGAGAGAACCAACGGCAGAUGUGGCUGCAUCCUCAGCCAGGUGUCUUACCGGUUGUUUGUGGACACGGGACUCUUUGAGACAUUCAAGAUUCCAGUGAGGGAGUUCAUGAACUAUUUCCACGCUCUGGAGAACGGAUACAGGGACAUCCCAUAUCACAACAGGAUUCAUGCCACAGACGUCCUCCAUGCGGUUUGGUACCUCACUACCCAGCCUGUGCCUGGUUUACCUACACUGGCAUCACUGAGUGACUCGGACUCUGACGGUGGACCCGCUCACAGCCACUCAAAGUACCUGAUGUCCACGACGUAUCCUGUAGAGGAGGAGGGUUACAGCUGUCUGUCCGGCCUCAUCCCCGCUCUGGAGCUGAUGGCGCUCUACGUAGCAGCCGCCAUGCAUGAUUACGACCAUCCCGGCAGGACCAACGCCUUCCUGGUGGCCACCAGCGCUCCUCAGGCUGUGCUUUAUAAUGACCGUUCGGUGCUGGAGAACCAUCACGCAGCGUCUGCCUGGAAUCUCUUCAUGUCGCGGCCUGAGUACAAUUUUUUGGCCAGUCUGGACAACAUGGACUUCAAACGCUUUCGCUUCCUGGUCAUCGAGGCCAUACUGGCCACCGACCUCAAGAAACACUUCGACUUUCUGGCUGAAUUCAACGCCAAAGUGGGAGAUGAUGGAUGCUCAAGCAUUGAUUGGACUAAUGAGAAUGAUCGUCUGCUGGUCUGUCAGAUGUGUAUUAAGUUAGCGGAUAUAAACGGUCCGUUGAAAAGCAAGGAGCUUCAUUUGCAGUGGACGGAAGGCAUCGUCAAUGAGUUUUAUGAACAGGGUGAUGAAGAGUCCAGUUUGGGCCUUCCCAUCAGCCCUUUCAUGGACCGCACAGCACCACAGUUGGCCAAACUGCAGGAGUCCUUCAUCACACACAUCGUCGGGCCUCUCUGCAGCUCUUAUGAUUCAGCCGCCCUCAUGCCCGGCCACUGGGUCGACCCUCUGCCCAAAGAGGGUGAAAAUGCUGAGGAAGAGACGGAUGAAGAGGAGGAGGAGGAAGACACACCGGAAGAAGACGCCUCCACCAGCUCAGAACUUUCCCAGAAACCAGCACCCAAGAAACGACGGAAAGUGUUCUGCCAGAUCCCCCAUCACCUGCUGGAGAACCAUGAGAUGUGGAAGAAGGUCAUUGCAGAAGAGUCCCAAAGCCAGACAGAAGGGGAGGAGUCCACAUGCCUCACUAACACCCCUGAGCCAAUCCUAGCCAUCGAUGAGGAGGAGGAGGAGCCGGGGAGCAAGGAGGAGCCUGCGGACGACCAGGAGGAGGAGAGUCCUGUACCUGACAAGACACAUGAAACAGAGGAAACAGAUGGCGAGACUGUAGAGGAAGCGGCCGAGACUGCGAAGCGAGACACGGUGACGGUAGAAGACGAUGCGGAGCUAAUGGGAAAACGAGAGGAAGACGAGAAAGAGGAUCCGGAAUGAAUGACUUGCCCUUUUUAGACAUUGUCUAAAAGCUUUUUAUCAGCAAGCGAGACUUCUAAGAAAUGGUUGCCAGCACAUCACUUAGACACAACACUGUAGAUGCUUGGGGAACAUGUGCCUAAAGGAAACAGGGUGGGGUGGGGUGGUUCGGGAUGAAGGGUUUGAGUAACAAUGAGCAGGUGGUGAACUAUUGAGGUUUGAUGCUAAAAUAGAGUUCUCCAGGGGGUUUCCUAUAUUUUCUAGACUUACAUUGGUCAGUUUUGCAAAUUCUUCUGGCGAAACCCUCUCCAGCUGCACCUUAACCCCCAAAACUAUGACAGGGGUCCCAAUGAUCUGCGGCGACACGUUUUGCAGGCUCAACAAGCAUUUCCAAGGAGCUUAGCGUCAAAGUCAGGAAUGAGAAACCAAUCCACCGUGACUCUCGCCGGUUCGCGUAUCCCAUCAUCGGCAGCGGACGAAAGCAAACGCUCCAGAAACUGCAUGCGUUUGUGAAAAUGCUACAAAAAGAUACACUAUGUGUUUGCGUGUCUGUCCUGCCAUUGCUCUUUGUUUUUCCUUUCCAGAGCAUCACUAUAGCAGACGCUUGCGCCACUGUCUCAUUUCUGAAGGCGUCGAGCCGAAUGCUUGUCAUUCUCUUCCCUCACCUUUUUCCCUCGGCAUUCCAUGAACUGAGAUUUUACGUUUCUCAGGAUCAGACUGUUUUCUGACAACUGUCAUUGGUUUUUACAGACUUUCUUGCAACUUUAUAAUCUUUUGGAUCUUGAUUUGUGGACAAAGGGUAUCUUUAGUUGUUUUUUUAAACUGUAACUUCUUCAAAACGCCAAUGGCCUUUUAGCCCAAUCGUUGUUUUACCAGGUGAUUUGAUAUAUAUACACAUGCAUACGGCGUGCAAUAUUACAUCACGUCAUCCCUAGUCAUCAGUGCACCGUCCAAAGCUACAGACGCUCUUAUUCUCCCCCCUUCUGUUCUUGCAUUUAAUUGAGUUUUGAGAGCCAAGUAAACUGCUCUAGCAAGUUUGGCUGAUCAAAGGUAUAAACUGGGAUGACGGGAAGGCCUCAGGCUCCUGCAGUCGAAUGUUUUCCCUCCGAACAAGGCUGUGGUUAUGCUUCACAGUCGUCUCACGCAGGCCGCCGCUGUGGUCAUGCAGGCAGGCUUGUGAGCGACUGCGAGCUCCUCAGCCCAAGGGAUGAAACGACGAACGCCGUCCCUCUCACAUGAGACCAUGUGCCGCACAUGAGAUACGCACACCGGUCGACACGCUCGCCUUUGAUGUGCCGAAAAAGGCAGAUUGCUCUCAACGGCGAGAUGAAACACUUCUGCAGGCUUCAUCGCCUCGGGUCCGAUGUCUAAUCGGACGCCUUCAGUCACUUUGAAGGAGAGCCAAUUAAAAACACCUAGGUAGGACACGGCGGUCAUGUGCUCAUCUUUGAAACGUCCCCUUCAAUCGCAAUGCAGUGUAAGCCUUAAUAUUAUCAGGCAAUGUGGUGCAAUGAAGUCCGGCGAAUUAUUUAAGCAAUACCGACCCAAUGUGUACAGUAGAUUGGUAGCAUUUCCAGUUGCACUUUCUUUUGGUUGCUGUGUAAAUCUCACACAGCUCAAGUGUGCGUGUGCCAAAUAUGACUUCAAAUCCAUUCUCCCCAAAGUAUGAAACACCAUCAGGAGCAUGUAAAGGCCGUGUGUGCUUGUGAGUACAUGUGGCGAUGCAGUAUGAGUGCUUUUUAUUUGUACAUGGGCCCAAUUUUAGAGGGUAUAUUAUAUUUCUGCAUUAGGCCGUAGAUUUGUAACCCCAGGCCAGAGAUAUUAACCCUUUGGUGCAUGAGUUAUUAAAUCACAAAUUAAAAUAUUCUUAAUGUUUUUAAUACCUUUUUUAAAUCAAAAAUAUAUUAAUUCCCAGUCUAAUAACGCAUUUUGAGAGUGUUACAGUCCACUGCAAUAAGAGAUAGUUGUUAUGUGGUGCAUCACUUUUGUUUGCCAUUUUGAAUUUAGGUUGCCAUAAAGCAGAAACGUUAAAAAGGAUUGUCACAAUGAAUUAUGGAUAAGGGUUAAAAGUCAACACCUUAAAAAUGACUGUCUAGUGUAGUGGACAUCUUGCAUCAAAUUAUACAGGUGUCUUCGCUGUGUAUUUCCCAAAAUAAAAUGAACUUAUCGUAAUACUAAAAUCCCCGUAAAUAAACCAUCAUACCCCAAGCCAGAGAUAUUAACCCUUUGGUGCAUGAAUUAUUAAAUCACAAAUAAAACUAUAAUGUUUUUAUUACUUUUUAAAAACAAAAAUAUAUGAAUUCCUAGUCUUUUUUUUUUUUUAAUAAUGCAUUUGAGAGUGUUACGUUUGUUAUGUGGUGCGUCGUUUUUGUUUGCCAUUUUGAAUUUAUGUUGCCAUAAUAAAACAUAAAAAAAGGAUUGUCACAAUGAAUUAUGGAUAAGGAUGUUAUCGCCUUAAAAAUUGCUUUUAAAGAUCUGUCCACUGUAGUGGACAUCAUGCAUCAAAGUGUUAAAUUAGUUGUUUUCGCUGUAUAUUUCCCAAAAUAAUAUCAUAACCUACAAUCAAAUCCUGAGGAAUAAAAUACAUUAUUUCCCAAUUUCACUAAGAAAUAUGUGACAUUAUGGAAGAAUCUAUUAUGCAAUAUAGCUCCGCCCCUUUCAUCUUACUUUUGUGAGCAGAGUUACUUUUCUCCGUUUGAGAAAUUUAUGUCAUUACCUUACUGCGAGUUUUUGACGAUCAAAGGUCAUUGAUAUUGAUGUCUCAAAGUGUUUUAAACCCAGAAUCAUCAAAGAUGCCCAGAUUUGCUUCCACCCAGACAGUAUUCAGAGAGACUCAACAAAAACUGUGGAAUUAGCCAGCGAAUCCUACACGUUUGAUGCGCUCGCUCGCUCGUGCGUGCACUGCAUGAUUGCGCGUGUUGGCAUGGCAGCAUGCGCCCCUGUCCUCCACCGUGCCUCCCUUCAAUGGGUUUUUAGCUCUGAUCUGCGUUCGGUGGCUCUUAUUCCAGAUUCUCGAGUCAGAAUGGGCAGCACAAAUCUUCAGAAACUGUUUGAAUGGGUUCAUAAUGGCAUUUUCACUAAAUUCAUGUUUUGUUUUUUUUACACGUAGCAGAUGCCCUUAGGAGUGAAAUAAAUUAGAGUCUGUACAGUUCGGCUAAAAAACCUGUGCAGGUAUUCCAGAAAUGCACGAUAACUUGCUAGUUUGUGUGUAAAGUAUAGUCUGAUAAGCUUGGUUCAUCAUUCCAGAUCUUUUUGAUUGUCAGUAUAGGCGGUUUGACUGGCAUGUCAGGUUCACCGGAUGUCGACACGAGACUUAAAGAGGUUACACGUCACAUAAGAGGCUGAUCCUUUUAUAUUUUUGCUUUGUAUUUCCUGUUCAACGCUCAUUCCUUCAUCUUCAGCUGUACGCAUCUCAUAACCAUGUCCACUCGUUUUGUUCACCUUGAGAACCAAACAAGCUUUACACCUCUCUGAGAAAGAGAAAUGAGACUUGUACUUUUUUUUUAUAUAGUCGGCACUUCACUGACAAAAUAUUUUUCUUCUCACUUGUAUCUUGCACUUAACACAUGUAGCAAUACCUAUAGAAAGGGAAACUGUGUAAAUCACCAGUAUUCGUAAAGUGAAAUAUUCAUUUUAUCGCUGAUUGUUGUUCCAUUUUGUACAAAAUGAUAUUGUGUACAGGUUAAAAAUGAAACGAAACAAAAACAAAGCCAAAAAAGGGACAAAAAGAUGAAGAUGACAACAGAAGUCUUUUAGAUAAACAUUAUUUAUUUUUACUGUUUUGUAAUUUAGACACUAUACUGUAGCUCCUCUAUUGCCAGACUUACUGGAAGUGCCUCUUGGUAUAAUGUAACAUACAGAAAAUAUAUAUUGAGAUUAUUAGAACCUGUCACAAGCUGAACAUUGUGGAUGUUGUAAUGUGAAUACAGUUUAAUAAUACGAGUGAAA
Sinocyclocheilus grahami is the source of this 7913-nucleotide messenger RNA. RefSeq names its product cGMP-inhibited 3',5'-cyclic phosphodiesterase A-like. NCBI's taxonomy places the organism in Eukaryota, Metazoa, Chordata, Actinopteri, Cypriniformes, Cyprinidae. Gene Ontology annotation, molecular function: 3',5'-cyclic-nucleotide phosphodiesterase activity. The coding region runs from base 567 to 3986 and encodes 1139 amino acids. Gene Ontology annotation, biological process: signal transduction. The record is from RefSeq and is a predicted model, not a curated record. The transcript has 17 exons.